Schistosoma mattheei is the source of this 1552-nucleotide messenger RNA. NCBI's taxonomy places the organism in Eukaryota, Metazoa, Platyhelminthes, Trematoda, Strigeidida, Schistosomatidae. The record is from the annotation of a GenBank genome assembly.
UUUGGUGCCUCUUUGUACCAAUGUUUAUGUGUUUAACUAAAUAAACAAAUACUGAUAAAUGGUUGUGUAGUUUAGUUAAUUUGAACUAGUCUCACAUUUUAUGUACGUUGAUAAUCACUUUAAAUGUCAUUCAUUCUACUGAAGUUGAUAAAAUCUUAAUUUUUCUUAAGGUUUCUCACUCAUAUUGUUGGGAAUGACCUAAUGAAAGUAAGAUAUUCUUGUCCUGAAACGAAUGAGUAAAUUUAUUCUCUAAUCAUCCUUCAAUAGAUUUCGUUGUUGCACACAAAUAACUAUGAUAAAAGAUUAAAGCACUAGCAUUAUCGUGUAUAAAAUACUCAAAGCUACACGUGGUAAAUUGUUAUUUUUCAUUUAUUGGGAUCUUAUUUCAGGCUUGUCGCAAUUAGUUAUGAUUAUAUGUCUGAGGUGAUAUUUAAAAAAAUCAUUACAUUGGGCAGUAAUAGGACUGAAUGCUUCUUAGUGUGAUAGCUGCUCGAACACUUCUCCCUGACAAUCCUUAUUGUCUGAUAACCUCACAUUCUUACAUGUAUUAAGUUUCAUUGUAAGGGUUAAGUAUUUCAUAUAUUGAACUUAUUUGACUAUACCGUUCAUUAUGGAUUCUGUUUCUCACCAUGAAUCAGUAGUAAUUUGAGGAUUUAAAUACAUUCAAGUAGUUAUUAUCGUGAGAUACUCUUUGGAAAUUAACCAUGUAUUAAGUUAACCAAUAUAUUAGUCUGAUAAUUUCGUUAUGUUUACAUUCUUUAUAGGUCCGAUGCCGAUUUCAGUGGAUAGAGAACGCCGUGCGAACGCCGGAGCCCGGAUGGCUCGGUUGUUGAAUGAAGAGGAGGAGGAUGAAUUCUAUUCAAUAUUUAUGGUGGAUUUGCAGAAGAAGAAGAAGAUGCAGAUUAUCAGUCAGAAAGUUCACAGUGGAUCUGAUGAAGAUGACGCAACAGCAAUAGCAUCGGACGAUGAUGAGAACAAACGCCAAAAGCGUCAAUCUAAUCGUGUUGUUACAAAAGGUUACAAAGAACCUAAACGUGCUAAAAUUACUCGUCCUCAAGAAAAUAAAUUAUCUGAUAAGAAGGCUAAUAGUGAUAAAAGUUUAACUGAUUCUCAGAGUAAAUCUACCGUACAAAUUAAAGAUAAGCAACAACAGAUAACAAUAACAAAGAAAACUUCAGGGCAAAUUUCAACUUAUGAACGACCAGAAUUACGGGCAAGCACAUUACAAGCUACAGCUGAUCAAGAAGCUGAAACCACGCGUAGACGAAUAGCCACUGCUGAGAAUACAGCUGUUCGUCGUAAAGCGUUACUAGCUGAAAUCGCUCAGCGCAAAAAUCUUCCGGAAGUUCGGCGUUUAACUCAAGAAGAAUUGUUGGCUGAGGCAAAAAUCACGGAAGAAAUUAAUCGUCGUUCUUUAGCUCGAUAUCAACGCCUAGAAAUUGAAAAGAAAAAAGCACGCAUUCAAAAAACGGUCAAUUCCACUCCAAUGAUUCGUUAUCAUUCAUUUACUGUUCCAAUUAUCGAGGAACAGCACAAUUAUACGGAGUGUUAG